This is a messenger RNA of Metarhizium acridum CQMa 102, 624 nucleotides long. RefSeq lists its product as uncharacterized. The record is from RefSeq and is a predicted model, not a curated record. Lineage: Eukaryota; Fungi; Ascomycota; Sordariomycetes; Hypocreales; Clavicipitaceae.
AUGCAGAAUCUCGCAACUUUGCCAAGAAACAAGACAAACAUUCAAAUGGCUUCCAGAAAAGACGCUUGCCUUAUCCAGAUUCACCAUUCGCCCAACCUCGAGACUGAUGUCGAUAUCAUCGCGAUCCAUGGCCUAGACACGAAAGCACCAGACAUGUGGACAUGGAAGGAUCGUCAUCAUCCGAAGAAUAACGUUAACUGGCUAGAGAAGGAGGAUAUGCUCAUGCUCCCACAUGAAGUUGGCAACGCGCAGAUCUUCGUUUGCAACUGGGAGGCCGGAAUGUUCCAAAAGUCCACCAAUCUUAAGGAGUCUACCCAGAGCUUCCUUCGCAUUAUGAGACCGCAGCUGAAGCAAGAGGAACGCGGCGCAGUAGGAAAACCUUCCUGUUUAUUGCGUCGUGCUUUGGGGCACUAUUUUAAUGAAAGCCCUCGAGAUCGACAACACAUGCCGGGAAAGGACACUGAUAAAAGCGACACGAGGAAUCCAUUGUUUCGAGACCAGGCGUUAACAGACCUCAUCGAUUACGUAAACGAACCAAAAGCCAAUGCCAGCGAACUGUUGAAACGAUUCUUAGACAUAGAAUCAAUAGAGCGCCAUGAAGUCUGUACCCUCUGGGAAGCUUAA